GCUGAGUCUCAUGGCCCCAGAGAUGCUGCCCUGAGCCCUUGGAACUGCUUCCUGGUGGAGGCGGAGCAGGCGGCUGGCGCAGCCAGUGAGGGUCAGGGGAUGCUCCUUCACCGGCAGUGAAAGGAAGAGGGAGAAAGCAGAGGGCUCUGCCGGGGAAUGUGGCACCAAGAACCCCUCACCUGACCCGUUGUUUCUGCCUCUGCCUGCACACAAGGCUCUGGAGCAGCCAAAAAGAUGGCUUCUCCAGGUACCCCAGGGACCCGUAUGACGACCACAGUCAGCAUCAACAUUUCCACACCGUCCUUUUACAACCCACAGAAGAAGUUUGCACCUGUGGUUGCCCCUAAACCCAAGGUGAAUCCCUUCAAGACUGGGGGUGCAUCGGAGUCAUCGCUGCCACAGCCUCCUGGAGCUGGCGCCCAGCGUGCCCAGAUAGGGAGAGUGGGGGAGAUCCCCGUAUCUAUGACGGCAGAAGAGCUGCCGCUGCCACCUCCUCCCCCACCUGGAGAGGAUCUAAGUUUCUCCUCAAACUGUGCUUUUCCUCCUCCCCCACCACCCUUUGAAGAGCCUUUUCCACCAGCCCCAGAUGAAGCUUUUCCUUCUCCUCCUCCGCCUCCUCCACCAAUGUUUGAUGAAGGACCUGCCCCACAGGUGCGUGGCAAGAUGAACAGCAUUGAUCUUGAGAUUGACUCACUGUCCUUAAUGUUGGAAGACAUGGAGAAGAAUGACCCCUUCAAAUCCCGGAUACCUUCAGGAUCCACAGGUUCUCUGGAGAAACCAUUGACUCCAAAAGCUCAUGUGGAAAUCUCAUCCGCACCCAGAGAUCCUACUCCUCCUUUUCCUUCCAAGUUCACUCCAAAGCCAAGCGGUAGCUUAUCUUCCAAGCCCCCUGGAUUGGAUUCAACUCCUGCCCCAGCUCCGUGGGCAGCUCCACAGCAGCGCAAGGAGCCCCUAGCAUCAGUCCCUCCACCCUCUUCUCUCCCGUCUCAGCCUACUGCUAAAUUCACACCACCCUCUGUUGCCGGCUCUCCUGGAUCCAAACCAGGUGCCACUGUUCCCAUGGCUCCUUCAAACUCUGCAAGAUAUCCUACCUCCCUUCAGACUCAGUUCACUGCCCCUUCACCCUCAGGUCCCUUGCCUCGACCUCCGCCUCCCAAUUUCACCCAUGCUCAGCAGUGGGAAAGACCUCAGGUGCAGGAGAAACCUGUUCCCACUGAACAAUCUGCUGCUGCAAAAGACGUGCAUAGACCCAGUGCAAAUCCACCUAAGGGAAACUCUCCUCUGACCAUGAAGGAGGUAGAAGAGCUGGAGAUGUUGACUCAGAAACUAAUGAAGGAUAUGGACCAUCCACCUCCAGUAGAAGCUGCUACUUCUGAGCUGUGUGGCUUCUGUCGGAAGCCCCUGUCACGGACCCAGCCAGCUGUGAGAGCUCUGGACUGCCUUUUCCAUGUGGAGUGCUUCACCUGCUUCAAGUGUGAGAAGCAGCUGCAGGGGCAGCAGUUCUACAAUGUGGAUGAAAAGCCCUUCUGUGAGGACUGCUAUGCCGGAACCCUGGAAAAGUGCAGUGUCUGCAAAAAGACCAUUACAGACCGGAUGCUGAAGGCCACUGGUAACUCAUACCAUCCUCAGUGCUUCACCUGUGUGAUGUGCCAUACUCCUCUGGAAGGGGCCUCCUUCAUAGUGGACCAGGCCAACCAGCCUCACUGUGUGGAUGACUACCACAGGAAGUAUGCUCCACGCUGCUCAGUAUGUAGUGAACCUAUCAUGCCAGAGCCUGGGAAAGAUGAGACAGUGCGUGUGGUGGCACUGGAGAAAAACUUCCACAUGAAAUGUUACAAGUGUGAGGACUGUGGGAGGCCCUUAUCUAUUGAGGCUGAUGAAAAUGGCUGCUUUCCACUGGAUGGGCACGUACUAUGUAUGAAAUGUCACACUGUUCGUGCUAAAACAGCGUGCUGAGGAGUUUGGAGUGAGCGUACCCUCAAGACCCCUGCACUCAGUACUCUUUCCUUCCCCACCGUUGUCCUGCCCCUCUGCCUGACAAGGCAGAUUGCUACCAGUGAAGACUCUGCCAGCGCAGUUGGUUACCCACGUAGGAUUUGCCACUUGUAGACUUCACUAUGAGCACCCACUAAGAAAGGACCUCUUCUCCCACCGCCACUUCCUGGCCGUACUGUAUUCCAGGCUGAGGACUGUGACUGAGAUGAGUGCAAAAUCUCUGUUUCCUCAAGACAAGAAGAAGGACCAAAUCUCCACCAUCGCCUGGUGGAAGUAGCAAGAAUGACCCGGUGGCAGCUGCUGAGAAAAGGCUGAGCAUUCUUCUGCUGCAUGAAGCCAAGAAAUGAUUUCACAUCAUAAGGUGGAAGCCGCCUCCAUCUCAGCACCGCUUCUGUCAUAGGUUUUCCCACACCACCUCGUUAUCUGGAUGUCUUCCCCUAUUGCCUUCAUCACUUCUGGGUAAGAGUGUGGAAGCAGAGUGUACUGGGAGCUUCUGUUCUAGUUGCUGGAAAAAGCUAACCUACUAUAGCUUUUCUGCUUCUAAUGGAUUUUAUUGGCUAACUGCCCUGUCAAUUUUUUUUUCUUCUUUCCUAGCCAGACUAAACUGGCAGUGUUUGGAAUCCUACUCUGCUCCUGAGUUUGGACAGUUUAAUCUUAAUUUUUUUCUCUCUCUAAAAUGAAUUGCUUCCCAGUGUGGUUUCUGGACAGACAGGGUGGGCAAGAAUAACAAAACAGUCCAAAGAAUGGCUGUCAUAAGCAUAUAGUGAGGAAGUGCCUCAGUGAGAGGAUGAGGACUCAGCACACUGAGGAGCUCUCGGUGUUCCAGCAAGAGUUUUUUCACAGCUGUCAGUAGGAGCUACGAUGUCACUGCAGUGUACUGUCUGACUCUGUGUUACUGCACUGAGCCUCACUCCCUAGACUAGAAACUCUUCGCACAGGGCAAACCUUUUGAAUAACUAUGCUGUCCGACCACUGUUUGCAUCCAAUAAAAUUGUGAGUUUUUUUCCAUUAA
Molecule: messenger RNA, 3007 nt
Organism: Lagopus muta (rock ptarmigan)
Lineage: Eukaryota; Metazoa; Chordata; Aves; Galliformes; Phasianidae
Gene: ZYX
Product: zyxin
Exons: 10
Coding region: 235-1956 (573 amino acids)
Biological process (GO): transforming growth factor beta receptor signaling pathway; integrin-mediated signaling pathway
Source: RefSeq, a predicted model, not a curated record